This is a messenger RNA of Rubroshorea leprosula, 1139 nucleotides long. The record is from the annotation of a GenBank genome assembly. Lineage: Eukaryota; Viridiplantae; Streptophyta; Magnoliopsida; Malvales; Dipterocarpaceae.
CUGCGCUCCCUUGCAUUGCAGUAGUAUUGUUACACGUACACUGUUCUGAAUCUCUCCCUGCCUCUAACAAUGUCUAGCGAGAUCUUCAGCGAGACGGCGGCGAAAAGCCUCCACCAGAUAUCGGAGGCGGCGGCGGCUAUAAGUCAGGACGUCGACCUUAUCACGGCUGCGAGGCGGAAUCUCGGGUUCUUGAGGAGUGUCAGCAGGUGGCAGUGGCUUCACCAGAGAGCAACUACUGUUAAGGCGAUCAGGAGGUAUGACGAGCUGUGGAUGCCGUUGAUUUCUGAUUUGACGGUGGGAUCAGUGACUCCGAUGGUUCUGCCGCCGCUUGAUGUUGAGUGGGUCUGGUUUUGUCACACCUUGAAUCCUGUAAGUUAUAGGCAAUGCUGUGAAUCAAAGUUCUCAAAAUUGAUUGGAAAACCAGCAAUUUUCGAUAAAGAAAAUGAAGAGUAUGCAUUGAUGAGAUUCAGGGAUGUGUGGCCAGACAAAGGUACAGAGGAUUCUUGUCUUUGUUGCAAAGAUUUAAAGAUUCGUGUGUUCUUGUUUCGUGCCUACCGUGGAUAUUCUGCUGAUGUUACUAACUCAUCAGUAUACGCAGAGGAUUUGAAGGACAUGUGGGAUGAUAUGGCCAAGGUAGUGGGGGUAUGGGAGACUGUCAAUGUAAAAGAUGUAGAUUCCAUCAAGAAGUUCUGGGAAAGAGCAUUUGAUCAACCAUGUGAGAAGGCUGGAGUUGGACUAGUCAUGGAAUUUGAGAGGGUAGUCUCAGUGAAGCCACCAGUUUACUGGGAGGUUUUCGGAUAGAGAUGUCAACACCAAAUACAAGUCCAUGGUCCCCAGAUUCCUUCUAGAGGUAUGUGUUUUUGUGAGGCUUCUAUCUGGCAUAAAGGCCAUAAAGGAACACAUUUUUCUACGUCUCCAGAUAAUAAGAUGUCACAGGGAGCUUAAGCUAGAUAAACCAGUCUCUGACUUCACCUGUGAUUCAUGGAAAAAGGCCUGGCAUCUUUACUGUGAGUUUGGAACAAAAGGACUUGCAGUGGAGCUUUGUGGUCACCAUGGCCUCUGCCUCAGUGGAAGUAAAUUGCUAGACACAAAGGCAUUUUAUUGGAAUGAUUUACUAAGAGCACCUUCUCUUACUCUAG